AUGUCGGUAUGUCCAUUCCCUUACUUGGUAGCUCUUAUGGCUCAGAAAAGCUUCAUCUGUGGAGGAUCGAUCAUAGCUCCAAGCUGGAUUCUGACGGCAGCUCACUGUAUCGACAGUUCUGUAAAGCGGUUGUUCCUGCAUCCAAACUACAAGCGUCCCUCAUUCGACUUUGAUGUAGGACUCCUACUGAUCAGUCCUUUGAAGAUCACACCCUGCAUUCGGUGUAUUGCGUUAGCUCCGGCUUCGUUCAAACCUAAAACCGGAUCGCUUGGUCGGAUCAGCGGCUGGGGUCGUACGGACCCCUUGGAAAAUUUCUACCCGGAGUACGUCCGUGCUACGAUCGUACCAAUCGUUGAUCAGAAAGAGUGUCGCUUCAGGUACGGGAAACACCAUGUUACACGGAACAUGUUCUGCGCCGAGGAUCAUCAAGGUUUGCGGGAUGCGUGCCAAGGGGAUUCGGGGGGACCUUUCGUGCAGGACGAUCGCUUGGUGGGGAUCGUGUCGUGGGGGUCGGGAUGUGCCAGCUAUGGAGAUCCCGGGGUUUAUACGAACGUCGGUAGGAUGCGCAAGUGGAUUGAUCUUGUAGUUGAGAAUGAUCGUAUGAACUGUUGA
This is a messenger RNA of Culex quinquefasciatus (southern house mosquito), 612 nucleotides long. RefSeq names its product trypsin-4. Gene Ontology annotation, molecular function: serine-type endopeptidase activity. The transcript is spliced from 2 exons. The coding region runs from base 1 to 612 and encodes 203 amino acids. The record is from RefSeq and is a predicted model, not a curated record. NCBI's taxonomy places the organism in Eukaryota, Metazoa, Arthropoda, Insecta, Diptera, Culicidae. Gene Ontology annotation, biological process: proteolysis.